GCACCUGCAUGCAAAUCAAACCUCUGUGGAAAACAUCAUAUCCAGAUAAAGCCGGAUCCCGCGUUUGAAUCGACCCUCCGUCGCCGUAGGUUGCGAGCUCGUGAUGAUGCUGUGAUUAGUUUCCACAUCACACGCCGUGGUGACGAGGUGCCAACGAGGCGCAUGCUCGGUGCGCGCACCUACCCGGGGACCUGUUGCUCAGCUGCGGCGACACUGCGGUGAGGGUCAGACCUGGAGGAUGCCGUUCGUUAUCGUUCAUCGUUGCGGACGUAAAUAAUGCGCCACGGGCCUUGGUCGAGAUUAUAAUCGAGCCGGAUCAAAAAGACGGACCCCACGAGUCACCGUGUCUUCUUACAGCGAUCCGAAGCAGUUCACACACCUGCGAUGGGCAAAUGCUGCAAAUGCAAGGGGAGACUGCUCUGCAUGUGCCUGCUUCCCUGCAUGAUGACCGGCCACCUUCUCAUCUACAUCACGGUGUCCAUAUUCGUCACCAUCUCCUACGCGCCGCCGAAAGUAAACGUGCACUACGUCGCGUCUGGGUUUUCUGGUCACUCCUCUGCCACGGCCUCUCACCCACUUGGCCCUUUCUGGAACCUUCGUCUGGAGGACAGUGCACUGUGGAACCAGUUGCAGCAUGCGUGGGACCGUCAGCACAACCCAAUACUGCAGGGGAACACAACGGGGGAGGCGAAAUUUAGGCUUUUCUCAGAAAUCGAAGAUGAAUGCUAUUCCUCCUGCAUGUCACACAAGUGUUCGCUGCCGCGUAUACAGGACUUUAACAGCCUCUCUGAGCAAAUGAGGGCAUUCAUAAUGGCAAUGCACUGCAGGGAGUACCCCCUCCUUAUCAAUCAACCUGAUACAUGCAGAGGGAACAGUGGUAGCUUUGGUGUGGAUUCUCCCAUGCUCCUCAUGGCCAUCAAAUCCCAACCGAGGAACUUCGAAAACAGGCAGGCCAUCCGUGAAACGUGGGGACGCAGUGGUCUGGUGGAGGGGGAGUCAAACAAGAAGGGCAGAUUGGUGCGCACAGUGUUUCUCCUCGGAAGGCAGGACUCAAGUUCAGGUCCUAACCCGGAACUCGAAAACCUCCUGGAGAUCGAGAACCAGAAACACGGGGAUAUCCUGCAGUGGGAUUUUAAAGACACGUUCUUCAACUUGACCCUGAAGGACCUGCUGUUCUGGGAGUGGCUGAGGCAGUACUGCCCCAGCGCCAUCUUCGUGUUCAAAGGGGACGAUGAUGUCUUUGUUCGAACAGGUGCCCUCCUCGAUUACCUGAACACGCAGUGGGAAGAGCACAACUUGUGGAAAGCGUAUACAAAUAAAACCGACCUGGAUUUGUUUGUGGGGGAUGUCAUCUACAACGCAAGCCCAAUCCGUGAGCCGUCCGCCAAAUAUUACAUCCCAGAACGUUUCUACAAAGGCACGUACCCACCCUACGCUGGCGGGGGAGGGGUGGUGUAUUCGGGCUCACUUGCACUGCGAUUGAAAGACGUGUCCGACAAGGUGCGCCUUUUCCCGAUAGACGACGUGUAUCUCGGCAUGUGCAUGAACAGACUGGGUCUCUCCCCGAGCCAUCACCCGGGCUUUUUAACAUUCGAUCUCCCAGCUUCGGACAGGCGCAAUCCGUGCGCCUACAAAUCUGUUCUUCUCGUGCACAGAAGGAGUCCCAAAGAGAUGCUGACCCUCUGGAAGCAGCUGCAGAGUCCGCCGCCUCGAUGCUGAGGGUCAUUUGACUACCAAAUAUGAUUCAUUGAGUACAGAAAGACACAUUCACUCAGAAACACACACACACCCAGACUGCACGUUCCUGUCAAGCGGGCAGAAACCUGUGAGCUUUAAAAUGUAAUUUUCGCUUCCCGCGUGGAUUCGGACUGAGGAGGACACUCAUCUACCUCUGAGUGAACUUUUAUUAUGAGGGCAUUACGCAAUCAGAGUCCGUAGAUACUACUUUUUAAGAUCCAUACAGGUAUAUAUUUGUAUCCUUUCAACGUCAAACGUUUUAUUAUACGACACAAUAAAGGUCAUGUAAUACCUUGCAUGUUAUUUCAUAAUGUCUGGAGAGAAUAAUGUGUAAGAUAUUAACUAGAGGAAGUGAAUUAAUGUCUGUUUUCUCUUGUUUGUUUGCUAAUGUUUGGAGAUCCAACUCGCCUCUGAUUUUCAAAAUGUCUAACACCCUUUUUAUUUAAAACCCACUGAUUCUUUACAAUUAUUUUGUUACAAUGCUUGUCUUUAAGAGUUGUUACCUUUUGUCCAGGGAGUAUACAAUGUGUAGAACAAUUGAGUUAGUACAUUUAUUUUACUAAAAUACUUUACUCCACAACAGUUUUUAGGUUUUAAAAAGGUUGCAUUAUUUUGUUGCAUGUCUUAUUAUGACCAUGAUUAAUUAUUUAUUAUUAACUUUUCAGUCACUAAACAGUAAAAUUACUGGUUUUCCAAUUGAUUGGGAAUAGUUUUAUUUCCGUCCUUGAAUCGGAAAGGAAGGAGUUGUCAUUUAAAAUGAACACAAACAACCACAAUGCUAAUUGUUUGCUCUCCACAAGGAGUCCAAUAAAGCAAUGUAUGACAUUCAAGGUCAAAUAAAUGUGUCUCUCUAAAGCUUCAACUUUAUAGGAGAGGCUUGCUUAUUGAUUUUGUUUAUGGUGUAAUAAUGGGAUUACAUUUAGGUGGCAAUUGUCUUAAUGCAUGUCUUUAAGAAGGAAGACAGACUGAGAAUGAAGACAAAGCAUUAAGCAUCAUUGAAACAACACCUAAACACAGUGAUAAAAUGUAACUUUUUACUAAUCGACCGUUGUGUAGCAUUAAUAAAACUA
Messenger RNA from Pungitius pungitius (ninespine stickleback), 2807 nucleotides. Its product is annotated as N-acetyllactosaminide beta-1,3-N-acetylglucosaminyltransferase 2. The record is from RefSeq and is a predicted model, not a curated record. The coding region runs from base 385 to 1719 and encodes 444 amino acids. Gene Ontology annotation, molecular function: hexosyltransferase activity; UDP-glycosyltransferase activity. Gene Ontology annotation, cellular component: Golgi membrane. The transcript has 2 exons. Lineage: Eukaryota; Metazoa; Chordata; Actinopteri; Perciformes; Gasterosteidae.